This is a messenger RNA of Strongylocentrotus purpuratus (purple sea urchin), 3609 nucleotides long. Its product is annotated as coiled-coil domain-containing protein 178. NCBI's taxonomy places the organism in Eukaryota, Metazoa, Echinodermata, Echinoidea, Camarodonta, Strongylocentrotidae. Bases 318 to 3440 code for a protein of 1040 amino acids. The transcript has 19 exons. The record is from RefSeq and is a predicted model, not a curated record.
UUGCCUUUUCAUAGAAGAGUUGCUUGAAGCUAAGAACUGAGCUGAGCUGAGGCUGAGGCUCUGACAAAUCUUGUUCUGCAUUCUGCCUGCACACAAAAUCGGAAAAAUCUAUUGAACCUGUGGUUGUCCCAGGCAGCACACCUUAUCUUAAGAACUAUAGUAACCAAAACAAGAUAGAGCCUUGAUGUGAAAUGCUGAUACAAGUUAGACGUACAUCUACGUUAUCACGAAGUUGAGCAAUCUGGACAGUUGAGGGCCAAGUUGAAAAUGAUGCAACCAGAUUAAGACUGAAACCAAGUUUUAGAGAAGUAGAAACAAUGAGUACUCCAGAGAAGCAGCCAAGCGUGGCGAUCACGGUGGAGGAUGAUCACAGCGUGAGGGCGCCAGUCCCUCCGUCGACGGCUAAGAGUGAGAAACCUAAAGCGUUCCUCACACAAUCCAGGACCGGGUCUGGUUCUAAGUACAGCCAGGUGUCUGGGACCUACAGUGUAGGCGUGUCUACCACGUUGGAUAGCAGGUACCAGAAUGGCGGUGGACUUGCACCUGGAAGUAAACCGGGAGGUCGUUCAGACAGCGCUGAAGGGGAUUCUGGGAUUGAUGAGGAGAAGGAGAGUCCCAGUUUUGAUAAACAAGAAGCAUUAGACAAGGUCUACCCGCUUCCUGCCGGGUGGCCACGCCUUCAAGACAAGCUCUUCAAGAGGAGGGCGAUGUUCUUCCGCAAGCCGAUGUCACCAAGCAUCGCCAAGGCAGCGGAGCAGCUCCGGCUCCUGCAGGAUCGCAUCGAGGCCUGGAGCCGCGAGGUGGAGCUGGAUAUCCUUAGUAGGAGGUCAUCAGUGAUUUCUGCUGCAAGUGAGGCCAGCAAGCAGGCUGUACCGCCCUCUAGAGGGGGAGGAGAUGUAAGCACCAGGCUUACACAGGCUGAUGGCAAAGUCCGCAAGCAGCUACGGUUUGCCACAGACACUGAUCGUACAGAGAGCAGCAUGACGUCCCUGAGCUCAAGCCACUACCCUACCCCAGCCCCUCCCCGGGGCACACCAGGCCUAGCAUCCUCAUGUGACUUCACGGUGCAGGGUGUAGGAACAGAGAUCUCUGAUAUGGACAGCCUCGCUGACAUAGCAGAGGAGACGGUCCCUCACCUUGGAGCAGAGGAGGUCAUUGAUGAGGUCGUGACCUUGCUAGGUCGCCUGGAGACGGAUCGGGGAGAUACGGAUGAGUUAUUUAAGAAGGAGCAGGUGCGUGUGGGAUGGCUGCAAGGAAAGAUUGAUCGCAUCUCACAGAAACGGCUGUAUGAGCUCCCAAAGGUAGUUCAGCAAGAGCAUGAGGCUUGUGCUACAGAUAUCGCUGAGCUGAAGUGGCACAACGCCUAUAGAGGGCGCCAGAAGGACCGCAUCCAGAACCAAGUGGAGAAUGCUGAGAUGCUCAACUCAAGAUUGAAAGAGGAUAUUGCUUUUGUGGAGAAGCAUUGCCCACUUGUGGAAGAGAAAUUGGAGUUGGAGAGAGGAGCCAUGAAAAGGAUAGAUGAAGCUCAAGAACAAACUGAUGCUGAACUGAACAGGACAAAUGAGAAGCUGAAGCGGACAGAGAACAAGUCAGCUGAGGCUCUCGGGAAAGCAGACAAAGAAAGGGAACAUAUCAAGAAAGAAUUAGAAUCUGUGAGGGAGACAUUGGAAGAAAUUAACCAUGAUUUAGAAGCAGCCAAGGUGUUGCAUUCCUCCUACACAGGCCAAUGCUCGGACCUGAGAGAUAAGAUUAAGACUGCAGAGCAUGAGAAGGUCUUACUCCAAACAAGAGAGGAGAACUCACGGAAGGCAGAAAAGUUGCAGACUGUGAAGAUCAAACAAGUCCAGGAUCGUAUCGUUGAGGCUGAGUUUGACCAUCGCAAGCUAGCUGACAAUAGCGUCUCACUCAGCACCAGCAUUGAAACACGGAGGAAAGAUCACAAAGAGUUAGUGGCUCAGUUAGAGGAGACAGCCAAAGAACGCCUAUCAACCCUGAGAUCUAAAGAACAAGACAGUAGAGAGAUGAUUAUGACACUCGAUGAUAUGGAAUCCAAAAUCAAGAAAUGCAAGAAGCAGAAGACAUCUGAUGCUAAGAACACAGAGCGUAUCAAACGAGAGAUGACCAAGGUAGAGACCCAGCUAGCGGUGGUGGAUGAGGAGUACCAGAAGAUCAAGGUUAUCAAUGUAGCUGUGAAGAACAAGCUGACUGGAGAAGAAGACAAGGCUAGGGCUAUGGAAGACUCAUUACAGAGCACAGUGGACAGUCUGAAGAAGCAGCUAAGAGAAGAGACACACACCAGGACCGUCUUACAGGCUCGCAUCACUGCUGAUACCACUGAUCUAUCUAAGAGACAGGUGGAAGCAACCAAGAAGAAAGCUAAGGUCACUCUGAGGGCAAACGAGAUGGAUGAGGUCGUUGCCAAGGUGCUGGCUGAAACAAAGAUCUUGAGAGAGAAGAGAGCUAGCAGACAGAAGGCAAUUAACAAGAUUGAGGAGAGAAUAGAGAGUCUGAAACGAGAGCAAGAGGAACUCAUCGUCCAGACGAGCAACAAGAAAGCAGAAUUAGAACCAAAAUUGAAAAAUCUUUUGAAGGAGAUUUUGAAUCAUCAAAAGCGUCUGGACCAUAUGGCGCACAGGACAGAUCUUAUCAAUAAGAAGCUGAGUGACAUGGCUCAGAGCGAAGGCUUCAUGGAUAGAGUGAUCAAGAACACUGCAGAAGAGAUCGAAGAAAUGAGUGCGGAUGUUGAAGAGAUGACCAUUCAGCUUGAGACUGGUCAGAAGCAGCAGAAGGAGUUACAGUCCUCUUUAGAGCAGGUGACCGGUAGGAUGGGAGAUAGGGACACCGGUCAUCUAGAACAUAUGGCUGCUAGGAGAGUCAUACUGGAAGAUCUGGUGAGUCAACUCCGAGCGGAUCUAGCCACCAAUGCAACCCUAGCCCAUGAAUACCGUGUGCUUCAGCAGCAUUACUAUAAGAUCAAGGAAGAGAGUAUGAACUUAUUAGAGAAGAGAACCGGUCUUGAGAUGAGUCUCAAAGAUCAUAGACAGUUGAACAGUCUUCAGAUCCGCCUCCACCAUGCCCUGUCUCAUUACUUCUCCAUACGAGGGUUGUACAACCAGAAUGAGCUGGCCAGGUUUGAGGAUAUGUCGGCCGAGAAUGAGAUGAAGAUAGGAGAACUUCAAGAAGAUAUGUUUGCAGCUAUACAAACCAUCAGUGGUUUCCUGAAUGAACAGGUUGAUGGUACGGCAGCCAGACUCGUGACGGCUGCAGCCAGCACAGCUCUGAUGGAAGGAGCAGAGAGAGGAGCAGAGAAGGGGCUUAGUACCGCCCCAGGCCCAGGGAGCAGCAUGAGAGGAGGAGGACCAAUCAUGAGAGAUAACUUCAAAGGUUCUAUACCUCUACCUAAGAUUAUGAGGACUCCUGAAGCAAUCAAAACCAACUGAUCGUCUAGGAAACUACUUAUAUGUGAUGUUGACAUCGGAAAUCAGUUAAAGAUAUGACAAGGAAAAUGUCUGAAGCACUUACAGAAAACUUCUUUUUUUUCCUUCUGUAAGAAAGAUUCAAGUAAUCAAUAAGACUAGUACAUUAAUCAUCCCUAUAUGUAUUUACCAU